Messenger RNA from Paramisgurnus dabryanus, 796 nucleotides. Its product is annotated as gamma-crystallin M2-like. Gene Ontology annotation, biological process: lens development in camera-type eye; visual perception. Gene Ontology annotation, molecular function: structural constituent of eye lens. NCBI's taxonomy places the organism in Eukaryota, Metazoa, Chordata, Actinopteri, Cypriniformes, Cobitidae. The record is from RefSeq and is a predicted model, not a curated record.
UGACAUCAUAUGUGUGGGAUUCCCACUAAGGUGACAUUAAGAUGCAUAAAGCCCACCACCAUAUUGGCAAAUUACUGCUAGACUAAUAAACAAAGACCUAUACCUAAAAUCGAAACAUUUCAGCUUUCCAUUGGCCUCUAUUCCAUGUUGCUUGGUCAGGAGUUUUAACAAUAGGAGGCACAUAUCCUAUAGGUUUGGGCAGGUAUAAAUGCAAGGGUUAAACUGUGCAGUGUGUCAGUGUACCAGUACAAACACAGCUAUUACCACCACCAUGGGCAGGAUCAUCUUCUACGAGGACAGGAACUUUCAGGGUCGCUCUUAUGAGUGUAUGAGCGACUGUGCUGACAUGACCUCCUACCUGAGCCGCUGUCACUCAUGCAGAAUCGAGAAUGGAUGCUUCAUGAUGUACGACCGUCCCAACUACAUGGGAAACCAGUAUUUUUUUAAGAGGGGCGAGUACGCCGAUUACAUGUCUAUGUUCGGAAUGAGUGACUGCAUCAAAUCCUGCCGUAUGAUCCCCAUGCACAGAGGGUCCUACAGAAUGAGGAUCUAUGAGAGGGAGAACUUCAUGGGUCAGAUGUACGAGAUGAUGGACGACUGUGACAACAUCAUGGACCGCUACCGCAUGUCUCAGUGUCAGUCCUGUCAUGUGAUGGACGGUCACUGGCUUAUGUAUGAGCAGCCUCACUACAGAGGCAGGAUGUGGUACCUCAGGCCUGGAGAGUACAGGAACUUCAGCAAUUUUGGUGGCAUGAGAUUCAUGAGCAUGAGGCGUAUCAUGGAUUCCUGGUAUUAG